Molecule: messenger RNA, 1303 nt
Organism: Guillardia theta CCMP2712
Lineage: Eukaryota; Cryptophyceae; Pyrenomonadales; Geminigeraceae
Exons: 12
Coding region: 10-1167 (385 amino acids)
Source: RefSeq, a predicted model, not a curated record
GGGGCGGGUAUGGUGCGUGGGGCGGGGCAGCGGGGACGAUGGCGUCUGCUGUCGCUGUGGGCGCUACUGCUGCUGUUCCCUCUCCUCUCCCUCCUAGUCCAGACGAGGAUGAGGAGGAGCAGCAGACGCGUGGAGGAGGCGACGCUGGAGCAUGCAGACCCAGGGGUUGCUAGAAACGAGAGCUUGAUGCCGACGGUGGAGCGACUGGAGAGGCUGGUGAAGAACUUGCAGGACAAGGUUAAAGAGCACAAAGAGCUUAAGGAGAUCUCGUCGAAGAGAACAGAGGCGCAAGUGACGCAGCACAACUCGCUCCUCCUCUCGCACUUCUGUCAGCGCAGGGACUGUGCCAUGCGGACGCAGUGCAAGUACAAGGAGCUGGAGCGAGGACUGAGCGUGACGGAGAAACCGAGCAAGAGGUACGAUAGCGCUCUAGGGAUGUUCAAAGAAGUUCCUUUUCAGUUCGAACCUGCUAAGGUUUGGUACUUCUUCCCUGAAGUCUUCUCCUGCCCCACCAUGCAGCGAGCGGGGCCGCUCUACGACGGAGGGAAGUGGACUUGCCGCCUGCACACGCUCCGUCCUCCCUGCGUCAUCUACUCCUUCGGGACGUGGGAUGACGUGGCGUUCGAGCUGGGGGUAGAGAAGGUUGGCUGCCUCCUGCACGCCUUCGAGAUCGACCCCGAGCCCAUCAAGCGCAUCCAGCAUAUCUUCGACGCGCGGCCCAACUGGAAGAUUCACAACGUGGGGAUCGGAGCGGCGGACGAUGCGGGAGGAAAGAUCAAAACCAUGAGGACGAUCAUGAGAGAGCUCGGGCACAGUCGGGUCGACUUUGUAAAGAUGGACAUCGAAGGGAAGGAGUAUGAAGUCGUAGAGUCUCUCAAGGGUCUCAACAUCCAAGAGAUUGUCAUUGAGCUGCACAACCCCACGUUCCAGCAGAUGCUCCGCCUCACUAGGACUUUGGACACGAUGGGCUUACAGGUCUUUGCGAGGGAGGCCAACACACUGGCGUCACGGGUGGAGGACGCGGCUCAGGGUCACUCCUGCUGUUUCGAGUUCUCCUUCACUAAAGUGGAGAACGUCGACAGAUGUCCAGCAGAGCUACAGCAACCUCUCUCACUGCCAUGCCUCGACACCUCUGGAGUUUCCAUCACCACCAGCGCCUCCUGCUAGCGGUCGCUUCCCUUGUUCGCAUCCACUCAAGUCUUUCUCGCCUUGUCUCCUCCUCUUCCUCAUCCUAGACUUGAUAUUUCACAUUUACAGUCAUGUACAAUAAAUGCAGAAGCAGCCAUGCUUGUCAUGUUGCUAG